UUCACUAUACGCUUUCGGCCCAUCAGAAAAGAGAUAGUAAGUUAAAUGUAUAAUAAUAAGACUAAAAACACUCGUAUUAAGCCACUUGUUCCCGUAUCUACGAUAUUGGACUCUCAAACCAUGCUAUACUGCUUCAUUGAUUACAAAUUUCCACUCCAUUAGUCCUCUUCAUAGACGUCACAUGAUUAUCUGGAUGACUGAUUCUCACCUCAACUGAUUCGUUAUUGAACAUCGAGCUGGUUUCAAAUUUGACGCGAUGAACAUGGCAAGAGAAUACUCCGCCGUCUCUAACUUGGAAGUUCGCGGCUUUUUUGUGAGCCGAGUGAAAAUUGCCCUGACGAUCUUUGUGAUUUUAUUGCUGUUAAUUAUUCUAGUCACGCUAGGUGUGUUGCUGGCUCACGAGAAAGGAAAAGACAAGAGCGGUCAAACCAGAGAUGAGGCGAGAGUUGGCGAGGAAGAGCUUUCCUUGACACCAAUGUCCUGUGAUGUAGUGGUGGUUGGAGGAGGUAUUUCAGGUAUGUAUAUGGCAGAGACACUCAUGCGAAAGAAGAAAGAAGACGACGUGUGUUUGUUUGAAAAAGACUCCAGAUUUGGAGGAAGGAACUAUGACCACAGAUUUAGCCAAGCACCAAACAUCAGCAUCAGUUUAGGAGCUUGGCGAGUAGACAAGAACCACAAGACUGUAAUGGACCUCGUCAAACGUUUUAAUAUCCCGAUGUUUGAAAUGGAUGGCAUUAGACUGGCAUAUGUGGAAACUAGAGGAUUCUACGCGUCAAAUCUCCAGUCGCUCAAGGAACAAGCUUUUCCGUCUCUCUUAUCAGGCGAAUUUGCAAACAUGACCUCGUCAGAGAUGUCUCGGUCUGCUUGGAUGAAUAUGACGAGAGAGAAGGCGCUCGAAUUUCCCUCUUAUCAAGAUUUUAUGUGCAAGCGACUCGGAAGUGAAGGGUGUGAAUAUAUGCGGUCCUCGUUUGCGGUCAAAGUGGAUUACAACAUGGAAGAAAGCACCCUGUUUACAUAUGAGCAUAACCAAGCAAAUAAGUAUUUUUCGUACGAUUAUCUUAGACCAUUCGGUGGGUUAUCAGAAAUCACCACCGCGCUGGAAAACUCCGCGAGACGUUUUGGGGUUAAGAUGUAUUUGAACGAGAAAGUCGAGGCACUAAAUAGAAAAGGAAGCUCGUUUGCUGUUCAAACAGAAAAGUUUUCCGUGUCGGCCAAAAAGCUCAUUAUUGCUGUCCCAAGUUUUCCGUUUGAAAAGAUCACCGGAGAUGUGGCAACCGAGAUUAAAAGUAAUUAUUUGUUUAAAUCUAUCCUCGCUCGGCCGUCGUUUAAAGCGGCAGCAGUUUACAGUUACCCUUGGUGGGAAAACGCAACUUCCUCUCAGAACAUAACACUGAAGCCAUUUGAAAUAUUUGUGUCAGGAUCCAAUUGUUUGACUGCUAUCAUGCCAUACAGCGGUAGAGGACCUCAUGGAGAAGCCGUCAUUCAGUUGUCCUACUCUUUAUAUGGCUGCUCAGUCAAGUGGGGGAAAUUUUCCAAGCUUCCCAAAGAGGUCUUUGAGUCGGAACUAAAAAAAGCUGUGCAGGAAGUGUUUCCAGGGAUGGUUGUACCUGAGCCUUUAGAUGUGGUAUUCAAAUAUUGGGAUAAUAUAUGCUGGUAGG
Messenger RNA from Orbicella faveolata, 1658 nucleotides. RefSeq lists its product as uncharacterized. The record is from RefSeq and is a predicted model, not a curated record. Gene Ontology annotation, molecular function: oxidoreductase activity. NCBI's taxonomy places the organism in Eukaryota, Metazoa, Cnidaria, Anthozoa, Scleractinia, Merulinidae.